Suncus etruscus (white-toothed pygmy shrew) is the source of this 2069-nucleotide messenger RNA. It is a transcript of the gene BCL7A, whose product is annotated as BAF chromatin remodeling complex subunit BCL7A. Lineage: Eukaryota; Metazoa; Chordata; Mammalia; Eulipotyphla; Soricidae. Bases 10 to 633 code for a protein of 207 amino acids. The record is from RefSeq and is a predicted model, not a curated record. The transcript is spliced from 6 exons.
GUCAGCACCAUGUCGGGCCGCUCGGUUCGGGCCGAGACCAGGAGCCGGGCCAAGGAUGAUAUCAAGCGGGUCAUGGCGGCCAUCGAGAAAGUGCGCAAGUGGGAGAAGAAGUGGGUGACUGUAGGAGACACGUCCCUGAGGAUCUACAAGUGGGUUCCCGUGACCGAGCCCAAGGUUGACGACAAAAACAAGAACAAGAAAAAGGGCAAAGACGAGAAGUGUGGCUCAGAGGUGACCACCCCGGAGAACAGCUCUUCCCCAGGCAUGAUGGACAUGCACGAUGACAACAGCAGCCAGAGCUCCAUUGCCGACGCCUCCCCUGUCAAGCUGGAGAACAGCCGGAACUCGAGCCCAGCGCCCGAGCCCAGCGCGGCCCCUGGGGAUGGUGAGGCCAAGAUGGACGAGGCACCAGCCGAGGGCAAGGAGCUCCCUGGGGUGGAAGAUGCUGCUGACGAGCAGAAUUCUCAAUCCUCCGUGGAACACUCGAACAGCUCCGAGAAGGCGGAGCGGCAGCCAUCAGGGGACACAGGGCUGGCCACAGAGACGCCAGCGAUCUCUCAGGACCUGGAAGGGGCACCGCCCUUUAAAAAGGUGAAACUGGAACCUUCGCAGCCCAGCGCUGAUGAAAUGUAGGCGCCGGGCCCCUCGCACCCGUGCCCAUGGGCCGCACCCAGAACAGCGCCCUCUCUCCCACCCGGGCCAACAGAAUUACUAACCCUCUGCUUUGACCAAGUGCGAACCCCAGAGGCCCCGGCCCCCCGCCACCGCCUGUCACGGACACUCACCGAAGCGCGAACUCAUGGCUGGCCGGGACCCAGGCAGGGCUAGCGGGCGGCAACUCAGGAGGGUCCACGCCGACCUGGAAGCCAAGAUUCCCCCCACCAUUUGUGUUGCUGCUGUGUUUGUCCCCCACAUCUUUGUCGGACGGUAGAGGCUAUUAGGGGGGGUGCCCGCUGGGACCCCACUUCUUGUCGGGGCUCCUCACUGUCCCCCCCACCCGUCCUUCCGCUUUCUUUUUUUGUGCCUUGUGCCCUUGAGGUGACCUCUGGCAUGUUUUCUCUGGUCCUUUUGCAAAAGUGCCCGCUGGGUCGUGUUUCUAGGGGGAGUGGCCCCCCCCCCACCUCAGUCAGCUGAUCCCCAAGCUUGGGGUUAAGGGGGGGGUCUCUGAUGUCAGGACACAUACCCCCCCCCCCAGAGAGGGGGAGACAUCUCAGACUCCUGCAAAUGGAGCAGAGCCUAUAGAAUGUUCUGGAUCAGUUUCUUCCAUCCCUCUGGACACUGGCUUCAAGGCUGUCUCCUGAGGACUCUUAAAGGGCUGGGGAGACUGACCCCCACCACCACACCACCAAGGACCAGGGCCCAGCUUGGUUUCUGCCUCUGCAGCUGGCCCUGGCCCAACCCGGGGCCCACAGCGGCUUCAGCUCCCACCCCCAGGACACCCCACUGCGGGCCUGCCGGGUUCCCAUGGGCAGACCAGGCCCUGGGCUGAGGCUUUGCACCUCGCAGGAAGACAAGGAGAAGAGGAGCUUCGGCCCCCCUUACAGGCCCUGAAGGGCCUUUGGACAGGCAAGCAGGCGGACAGACAGACAGACAGACGUCGUCCUGCUGGAUCCCGGAGUCUGCUUUGCUCUUAAUUCCUUGGGACUCCAUGGAUCUCAGCCCUUUUUCCUCAAGCUUUCGUGACUGUACUGGAAGCUUUUGUGGCUGCACACUGGAGCCCCAGUUCCCCCCUUAGAGUUGGGGGCCGGGGGGCGCAGCUUUGGUGUGGUUUGCUCAUUGGUGUAUCUUCAGGUACCACCUUGGACUUGCGACUCUCCUGGCCUCCUUCCACGGGAAACCUCUGCCAGAUCUCGGCUUCCUCAGUUUCCAAGGGUGUGGCAUCGAUUAUUACUGUUCUUUUUUUUCUUUUCUUUUUUUCCUUUUCUUUAAUUUUCUUUUUUUGUUUUUGGAAGGGAGCCAGUCUAUUUCCUGCACUUCGAGAAGAAUCAAAAUGUUCCUGAAUUUCAAAUACCUCAUGCAAAAAAAAAAAAAAAAAGUCUCCUGAAAUAAGGAAUAAAAAACUCUUUUUU